Bipolaris victoriae FI3 is the source of this 1050-nucleotide messenger RNA. RefSeq lists its product as hypothetical. The transcript has a single exon. The record is from RefSeq and is a predicted model, not a curated record. The coding region runs from base 1 to 1050 and encodes 349 amino acids. NCBI's taxonomy places the organism in Eukaryota, Fungi, Ascomycota, Dothideomycetes, Pleosporales, Pleosporaceae.
AUGUUCAAACAAGCCGUACAGGCACACGAUGCCAUCGCGUCGUCCUCGCCGUCAAAUGAUGCAUGUAAACAAGCCUCACUCGGCAAUGCCUUCAACCGAACCGGGCCAACACAAACAUCAUCCGCGCGCACCCUAGGAUAUGGAGCGAAGCAGAAUAAUAUUGUGGGGCAACAACGAGUAUCGGGUCCCACAACACAAGGUACUAAGAGGACUUCAAGUGGCCUGUCCAAGUCACUGAGUUCACAUGGUGGCGAAUUUGAGUACCCUUCACUCAGCAUUGGAGGCAUGGACAAAGAGAACGAACUUCCUGCCGCUUUCCACGCACCUAGCACUGGCUCUGGAAUCCUUGAGACUGCCUUGUUUGACGAAGACGAUUUCGACAGCGACGUGGAUCUCGACGUAGAGGACCCCGCGACUAAAGGCACCGUCACAUACCCUACAUUACCCAGUGCACCCUCGACCAUCUCAGGAGACUCCGGAUACAAUUCAAGGGCACAAACUGCAGACACCAAAUCGGAGGUAGACAGUAGCCAGCCAAUACCAUGGUCAUCUUCCCCAAUAGAACAUUUCAAAACACCCAAGAAAUCCGAACCGUUGAGGGUAAAGCGAAGAACGCUACCGUGGGAACAGUCUCAAAAGGCUCAGCCCUUGCAAGAGGAGGACGAGGAGGAGGACGAAGUCGAACCUCCAAAGAAGAAGCAAUCAGUCGAACCCGAAAAGACAGUAUCGACACCAGCACCGAAGGAUUCAAAUUCAAAGUAUUAUUGGAACACAACUCCCAGUGGGUUGAAGCAACAGCAGAAAGCAUUCAGAGAAAAUAUGAAAGCACAAGCAAAGCCGACUCAAGGGACUGAUGGUGGCGUCAAGGAGGUUAUCAAGACGAAGAAGAAGAAUACCGUGGCCCGCAUAUUUCUCAGUGAGGAGCAGCAAAAUGUGCUCAAGCUCGUAGUAGACUACAAAAAGAGUGUCUUCUUCACUGGUUCUGCUGGUAUGUGCAAAAUAUACGUUCCUUGUAUCGACUCAUUCACUGACCGCACCAGGUACUGGUAA